CGAAUGCUUACGGAUUCAUCAACAUAGAGUUAACCACAACGGAUCGAGGGGAUAAGGUGUCGUCGCCUCGAGAGACCUCCGACGAAGGAGAGCGCGCAACAGGAGAUGGAACGGAAGCUUUCGAAAGCGUCGCGAUCGCUGACCUCGUCGGCCAUCCAAGAGCUCUCCCACCUCGCCCAGCGGUGCGGGGCCAUCAACCUCGCCGAGGGUUUUCCCGAUUUUCCCGCUCCUCCCCACAUCAAGCGCGCCGCCGUCGCGGCCAUCAACGCCGAUCUCAAUCAGUACAGGCAUGUUCAAGGCAUUUGCGACCAGUUGGCAGUAAUGAUGAAACAAAAUCAUGGUCUUGAUGUAAAUGCUCUUACAGAUUUUGUGAUAUGUUGUGGUCAGUCAGAGGCCUUUGCUGCAACCAUAUUGGCAACAAUUGAUCAGGGUGAUGAGGUUCUGCUCUUUGAUCCUGCUUACGAGACAUAUGAGUCAUGCAUAAUUUUAGCUGGAGGUAUCCCUGUCAAUGUACCACUGGAGCCACCUCACUGGACACUAAAUGUAGAUAAAUUUAUGAAAUCCUUUACCAGUCGAACAAAAGCUGUGGUUUUGAACAGUCCACACAAUCCAACUGGAAAGGUCUUCAGUAAGGAAGAGCUUGAAGCAAUUGCUGCAGCUUGCUGCCAGAUGGACUGUUUGGCUAUUACAGAUGAAGUGUACGAAUAUAUAACUUUUGAUUUGCAAAAGCACAUAUCCCUUGCUUCCCUUCCCAAAAUGCAAGAAAGGACAAUCAUCACAUCAUCCUUGUCCAAAACUUUUAGCGUAACAGGUUGGAGGAUUGGCUGGGCUUGUGCACCGACCACCGUUGCAUCAGCGAUAAAAAAUAUCCAUGUCCGCAUCACAGAUUCAGCUCCUUCACCUUUCCAGGAAGCAGCCUUGGCAGCCCUGCAGAGUCCACCAGGAUAUUUUAAGUCUCUGAAAGCAGAAUAUGAGGCGAGAAGAGAUUUUGUAAUCCAGAUGUUAUCUGAUGUUGGCUUUCAAAUAAGCUUCAAACCUCAAGGAUCAGUUUUUGUGUUUGCAGAGCUACCAAAGAAUUGGCUAGUUUCCGAUAUCGAAUUUGUCAAGGUACUAAUUGAGAAAGCAGGAGUGGCAGCUGUUCCCGGAUGUGGAUUCUUUCAUGGAGACAUUGAUGAUCAGAACCUGCGAACAAGAUAUGUUAGGUUCGCUUUCUGUAAAGGCAGUGAUACUCUGAAUGCUGCUGCUCGGAAGCUGCAAGAUAUUGUAGGGAGCACUGGACACUUGCAGCUAUGACUAAAGGUCGUUCCUGCUGAUUCCAAUUAGCUAGUCGGCCUUUCUUGGAAGAGUUAUUUACCACAUUUCAUGGCUGGCUAAAUUGCAUCCAUUGGCCAAACCAAGAUCACGGGUCCUUACCAGACUGUUGCCAUCCAUCAGUUGGAAUUAGAUCACUAUUUCCCACUUUUUCUUUCCGAGUGCUAAUGCCAACUUCAAAUGCACUCUAGAUGAUGAAAGGAAUAUAGCUAUUAAAAUUUUAGGUAGAACUGUGGAUUCUGUUUAUGUUUUCUCGAGCAGUUUUUUGUGUGAAAUCCAUUGUUGACUAUGAUUUCUUUAGAAGAUACUGGUGACUACAAAUCAUUGGGACUUUGAAAGGUUUCAUCGUGA
This is a messenger RNA of Musa acuminata subsp. malaccensis (wild Malaysian banana), 1662 nucleotides long. RefSeq lists its product as uncharacterized. Gene Ontology annotation, cellular component: cytoplasm. Gene Ontology annotation, biological process: biosynthetic process. NCBI's taxonomy places the organism in Eukaryota, Viridiplantae, Streptophyta, Magnoliopsida, Zingiberales, Musaceae. The record is from RefSeq and is a predicted model, not a curated record. Gene Ontology annotation, molecular function: L-kynurenine:2-oxoglutarate transaminase activity; pyridoxal phosphate binding.